Messenger RNA from Penaeus indicus, 997 nucleotides. RefSeq lists its product as uncharacterized. The transcript is spliced from 5 exons. The coding region runs from base 155 to 676 and encodes 173 amino acids. The record is from RefSeq and is a predicted model, not a curated record. Lineage: Eukaryota; Metazoa; Arthropoda; Malacostraca; Decapoda; Penaeidae.
CAUUCGUGCUGAGUCUAGGUUUCUUGGUGUUUAUGGCGGUCGUGCGUGAUUCCGGCAUUUGAUUGCUGACCAUUGCGCUGAAUUUACGCCACGAGCAGUGUUCAGGAUUGAAGUUGUUAUUCACGUGUUGUUCAUUAAGUAAUUCCAUCCCAUCAUGCCCCGCAACAUUGAAAUUAAAGCCUGCGUCCGCAAUCUAGCUGAACUGAAAAAAAUUGCCUCGGAACUCUCCAAGAGCAGUGGUACUGCACUUCAUCAGGAAGACACUUUCUUCAACUCUCCACAAGGACGUCUCAAGCUCCGCAUUAUCAAGGACGACAAAGAAGAACUUAUCUACUAUGAAAGACCCGAUCAGGAGGGACCAAAAUGUAGCGACUAUGUGAAGGUUACAGGGAAACCAGGAGAGCUGAGUUCCGACAUGAGGACCUUGCUGGAGCGCUGCAUGGGAGUAAAAGGAGUUGUCAAAAAGACCAGAAUGCUGUACAUGGUGGAUCAGACAAGGGUGCAUGUUGAUUCUGUUGAGGACCUUGGGGAUUUCAUGGAGCUUGAGGUUAUGCUUCGUGAUGAUCAGACAUUGGAAGAAGGAGAGAAGAUUGCCCAUGACUUGCGAGAGAAGCUUGGGGUCGGGUUAGAUGACCUGCUCUCAGAGGCUUACAUGGACAUGAUCCUGAAGAAAUAAUGUGAAAUUCAGAAAUUGAUUCUGUGAUACAUUUUAUUUUACAGUAUUUUUUAUUAUUAAGUAUUUUUUCUUUCUUUGUUUUUCUUCUUCUUCUUCAUUUCUUCCUUUUUUCUUUUUCUCUAUAUUUACUGAAAGUUUUUUGUCUCUGAAAUAAUUAACUGUAAUUUAUGUAAAUGUAUAAAUUUCUGGUGUUUUCUGUUCUGCUUAGUGUUUAAAUUCUCCAUUAAUGAUGUAAAUUUCAAAUAUGCGGGGGAAAUUUUAUUUUGAUAUACACUUUACAUUUACUGAAUGGUAAUAAAUACAUCCAUUGCUUAAUAAAAA